AUGGCCGCCCCAAGAGAACCUAAGAAGAGAACCACUAGAAAGAAGAAGGACCCAAAUGCCCCUAAGAGGGCUUUGUCCGCCUACAUGUUUUUCGCUAACGAAAACAGAGAUAUUGUUCGUUCUGAAAAUCCAGAUAUCACGUUUGGACAGGUCGGUAAGAAAUUGGGUGAGAAGUGGAAGGCUUUGACGCCAGAGGAAAAGCAGCCUUAUGAGGCCAAGGCUCAAGCUGAUAAGAAGAGAUACGAAUCCGAAAAAGAAUUGUAUAACGCCACUUUGGCUUAG
Saccharomyces mikatae IFO 1815 is the source of this 282-nucleotide messenger RNA. It is a transcript of the gene NHP6A, whose product is annotated as high-mobility group nucleosome-binding protein. The transcript has a single exon. Bases 1 to 282 code for a protein of 93 amino acids. NCBI's taxonomy places the organism in Eukaryota, Fungi, Ascomycota, Saccharomycetes, Saccharomycetales, Saccharomycetaceae. The record is from RefSeq and is a predicted model, not a curated record.